UCGAAAAAAAUAGACUUUUCUCACUAAGCUAAAUCAAUAAUAUAAUAAGAUUAUAAUUAUAAAUAUAUAUGUUGAUUGACUUAAAAAUGUGCAAGAUCCAGUCAUUUCCAGAGAAAUUGAAAGAGAGGAAAUGGAAGUAGUACUAACAGGGGUGCUGAUAUUUAUACUAAGCGUAAUUCUGUCGCCUGCGAUGGAGUUUAAGUUACCAGACCUUACAUGCUGUUUCAUGGUCUGUUGCUGGCUCGGAUCCUAAGUUUUUUUUCAUCUCUAAGAAUAGGUCAGUAGAACAGAUAUUGAAAACAUAGAUGCUGCAUAACAGUGAGUGUAUUUUAAAUUUUUAGUGACAUAAUCCAGUUGGAAUUUGCACCAUGUAAACACAAUUUGAUUCUGUAAUUCUUACAUAUAAAUCAAAUGUCAGACCUUUUUAUGCUUACACUAACAUCAUUGUUUCGGUCAAAACACUUAACUUGCUUUUGUUACAAAAGGGAAGGCUAGUUGAGGUAAUCUGGGGUAUGCUACUUCUGAUAUUAGAGAUUGGUCCUUGUAUUUGGCUAACGUCUUGUAAAACAAGCACAGAGAGUUAGUUGUCCAGGAAUGUCUACCAGAAAGCCCCUUAAAUGCUUAAGACAAUGAUCGAAAAAUAAAUUGAGCAAUAAAUGCGAAAAUGAUUAAUGGUGACAAAUCACAAAAACUUACCUCAUUAGGUAGUCAAUGAAGCUAUUUAUAGUAGUCCCAAUGAUUGUUGGAUUAUAGUGAAAUUAGCAAUUGGUUUAUAAGUAAUUUUGUGUUGGAGUGGGCCUAGAUUAAUGGAUAAUCUGUGCAAACCAAGAAACACCAAGACUCGAUCUUGCUGCAAAAUUAUGGAGUUACCAAUAUUUUUUAUAGAGAAUGAUACCUAAACUAGCUGCCACAGAGCCUAGUGCAACAACUAGCUCCUCAAAACAAGAUUCAGGCUCAACAGUUAACAAACUCAUUGAGGGUCAAGAACCUCAUAACACAACUCAGGAAACUGAUCCAGCAUCUGACACUACUAAUGCUAAGAGCUGCUCUUUGAGCGGGCCAUCUUUUCACCAGUUUAAAUCCAAGGCUGGCCAAGAGGUGUUACUCCCAAAGGUGGUAACUAUUGUAUUGCAUGGGCCACAUGUGGGAGGUCCUUAUUGCUUGGUCAUUUUCCAAACCAAGAACUAAGUAGAAGGCUAGGAAGGGAGCCUGCUGAGGAGAUUGUUUAGUUGUGUAGUAUUGUAAUUUUCUAUUUUAGUUUUCGGUUAUAAGCUAUUAAGAAAGUUGUCCUUUUUGUCUAUUAGUAUGCGUGUCUUAGGCCGUUCAUCCUCAUGUUAGAAAGGCAUAUAUAAAGUCUCAUUUGGCUCCUUGUAAUUUCAUUCCAGUUUUCAAAUAAAAAUCUACAAGUUAUUUUGAAGAGUUUUCAUAAGGGAAUUGAGAGUUCUUGAUUCUAUCCUGAGCAACCGGAUUGUGAGAGAAACAAGAAGGUUUUUCCAGUUCUUCCGUUUAAGAUUGAAUGAGACUAAUUCACUCUUGUUAAAGAGAUCAUUGCCUAGCCAUAUUGGCCUUUGGAAGGGUAUUGAUCACAGAUCAGUAGUUACUGAUCAUAUCCAAUUAAAUAUCUGCCUAUUCCUGAUCAUUCGCCAUCAACCUAAGGAUUCUUGGGAGGAUAUUGGUGCAACUUGUUAUCAAAGCGAGGCCAUGAAAUUCAGGCAGGACGUUUAGAAGGAGGAUUGAAGACAAAUUUGAAGUUACUGCAUCAAGAAAGAACAGACCCAGAAAAAGUCACACUGAUCAGGUGAUCUGUAUUUUGUUUCCCUUAUUUCCUUCGUCUGAUCAUUAUCAAAUCAUGUAUUUUUCUUUGUUAAGUGUUGUGUAGAGUUGAUAAAUUGGAGAAUUUGGUUCUUUGUGUGACUGAUUUCCUUGUGAAAGGAGAAUUAGUCUGCAAGAAAGAGUUUCUUGAUUUGUAUUGGUGUUGUUGAGUUCUGUUUCUUCUGUUAUCAUGGGUUCUAACUCUAACAUGGAUUUCGAGACACGAGUAAACAAUCUCACUGAACUUGUGAAGAGACUAACUGUAACACUUAAUAAUUCUGGAAUCUUGAAUAACCCCAGACCAUCCUUUAAUGAUAAAUCCUUGAAUGUGGAUGUGCUAGAUUUUGAGGGAACAUCUGGAAAUCCAGAUGAUUACAUAAAUUGGGAAAAUAGCCUUGAAAGGUACUAUGAGUUUAAGGAGACCCCUGAGGAUCAGCGUUACAAAUUGGCUAAAGUUGGUCAAGUUGGCAGCCACUUGGUUGGAGGGUGUGCAAACACAAAGAAAAAGGGAGGAAAGGUCUAGAAUAGACUCUUGGGAAAAAUUAAAGAAACACCUCAGGAGGAAGUAUGUGCCUUCUACGAAUAAACAAACACUAUGUAAAUUGGGGUAAUUUGAGACAAGGGUCCAAGACUGUUUCUGAGUAUAUUCAGGAGAGGGAGAGACUUGUUGUUCUAUGUGACAUAAAUGAACCAGAAGAAAUGAAAAUAGGCAGGUUCUUGGGGGACUCAGAGAUGAGAUUAGGGAGAAGUUGGAACUAGUACAAAACCUUACCUAUGAAGGUGCUUGUAGCGGUGCCUUAGUUUUUGAGAAAUAUACCAAGAACAAAGUUCAGUCCAACUUUAGAAGCAUAAGACCUCAACCUAGAACAACCCCAACUAACAACCAGAAGACCUCUAGAACUGAAACCUUCAAAACUCAAUCUAAGGAUAAAACCUCUGCACUUAUGAAGGAUGUUAUUUGCUUCAAGUGUCAUGGGCAUGGGCAUUGUAAGAGUGAAUAUCCCAAUGCUAGGGCCUUUACACAAAGAGAGUGGGUGGAAAUCAACAGUAGAUUUGGUCCUCGAGCUAUGUUAGUAUUCUUGGAUGAACAGGAGGAAGUGGUGUUACCUUCAACCCUAGUAGAUGGUCCAGAUGGAUCUUAUACAAGUCAAUAGUUUGGGCACUUUGGAACCAGCAGGAACUGAAACUUCUGAAGAGAGUGAGACUGAGCAGAUCUAUCUUGAGGAAGAAAUACAUAAUCUGUUGGUUAGAAGGAAUUUUCAUGCUACCCCUAAGAUUGCAAAAAUUGACCAAAGAGAGAAUAUUUUUCAGACCAAGUGUAGAAUAAAUGGAAGCCUUUGUGAUCUAAUUAUUGAUAGUGGAAGUGACUCUAAUUGUGUGAGUAAGGAUCUAGUUACACAGCUGCAUUUGGAAACUACACCCCACCCUCAUCCUUACAAGCUUAGAUGGCUUGAUGAGCAAACUGCAAACUAUGUGAAGAGACAAUGUUUAGUGAACUUUAAGAUAGGAACUUAUGAGGAUCAGGUGCUGUGUGAUGUCCUGAACAUGGAUGCAUGCCAUGUUUUAUUAGGCAGACUCUGGCAACAUGAUAAGAAAACCAAACAUGAUGGGUGGAGAAAUGUGCAUAGUCUCAAACAUGAGGGCAAAACUAAGGAGUUACUUCCUUUACCACCACACAAGGCCGUUCCCCCACCUAAGACUAGGGCUACCCUACAAUUGAUGAGUAGGAAAAAGUGUGAGAAAGAAACCAAGUUAGGAUUAGGAUUGUUUGUGCAGUUCACCAAAGAAGUCCAGCCCACAACUAAGCAGAUUCAUCAAAGACUGUUAAGGUUGCUAGAAGAGUUUAGUGAUAUUUUCCCUACUGAACUACCUGAAGGACUUCUUCCUAUCAGGGGCAUAGAGCAUUAGAUUGACCUAGCACCUGGAGCCCCCUUACCCAAUAAACCUGCUUAUAGAUCCAACCCCAAGGAGACUCAGGAAUUGCAGAGAGAAAUAGGAGAGCUAAUGAAGAAAGGGUAUGUAAGGGAAUGUUUGAGUCCCUGUGUAGUAUCUACUCUUUUAGUACCCAAGAAGGAUGAAACUUGGAGAAUGUGUAUUGAUAGUAGAAGUGUGAACAACAUAACAGUCAAAUAUAGGUUUCCCAUACCUAGAUUAAAUGGUCUCCUUGAUGAGUUGAAUGGGGCUGAAUGGUUUAACAAGGUGGAUUUGAGGAGUGGUUAUCAAAAAAUAAGGAUGAAAGAGGGAGAUGAGUGGAAGACUGCUUUUAAGACCAAGUAUGGGUUGUAUGAGUAGCUAGUCAUGCCAUUUGGACUAACAAGUGCACCAAGCACAUUUAUGAGGCUAAUGACUGAAGUUUUGAGACCCUUUUUAGGCAUGUUUGUAGUAGUCUACUUAGAUGACAUCUUAACAUAUAGCCGAAACAUUGAUUUGCACUUAGAACAUCUAAGGGAGUUAUUUUCUAUGUUAAGGAAACAAAAACUGUUUGGCAAUUUGGAGAAGUGUGCCUUUAUGCUGCAAGAAGUAAACUUCCUAGGUUUCAUAAUUAGGAGAGAAGGGGUAAAGGCUGACCCGGCCAAAAUUCAGGCUAUAAGUCAUGGCCAACUCUUCUAAACAUUACCUAAGUUAGGUCAUUCCAUGGUCAGCUUCUUUUUAUAGAAGAUUUGUUAAGCAUUUCAGCUCUAUUAUGGCACAAUCACUGAAUGUACCAAGGUGGGAAGGUUUGAGUGGACUAAGGAAGCACAACAAGCCUUUGAGUGCAUUAAACAAGAGAUGUGUAGAGCUCCCAUACUUAGACUACCUGACUUUGCAAAACCAUUUGAGGUAGAGUGUGAUACAAGUGGCAAGGGUAAAAGGGCUGUAUUACUGCAGGAAGGAAGACCUGUGGCUUACUUUAGUGAAAAGUUGAGUGGAAGUAAGCUCAAAUAUUCUACUUAUGAUAAGGAAUUCUAUGCUAUAGUGAGAGCCUUAGAGAAUUAGACUCAUUAUCUUAACGUGCAACCCUUUAUUUUGAAUUCAGACCAUGAGUCUUUAAGACAUAUCAAUGGGGCAAAAGUCAGCACCAGACAUGCAAAGUGGGUGGAAUUUUUGCAAUCAAUUACUUUUUCUUCUAGGUAUAAAGCUGUAACAUCUCGGAAAAACACGGAUCGUUAAAAGAGAGAUUUUUAUAUUUUAAAAGAAAACCAAGCAGGACCCGAGUUAAACCAAGAUGUCAUAAAGGCACGAGAAAAUGAAAUUUUUGAAGUUAAAACUUGUGGAUCGAGUUCUACUUGAGUUAUUGUAGAUUAAUUAGUGAUAUCAUAGUCUUAGCAGCGGAUAAAAGAUAUGAAACCAAAACUCAAAAGAGUACAUCUCGAGAGCGAAGUCGCCUCUUAAAUAAAUCCAUUUCUAAAAAGCUAAUAAAGUUCAAAAUUAAAAUCCUUCCGUACUCUAUCUAUUUUAUUCUUCAAAUGUAAUCCUCACUCCCCAGCCUGCAACUUAACUCACUGCUAGUUAUUAACCCGGAAAGGACAAAUAACAUCAUCGCAGGAUCGUUAAGAUCAAAGGUACACGUCAGCAAAAACUUCUCUUAUAACAUUAACAUUAUAACAUAAAGCACAAUGGCAACUUACCAUACGUCGGCUACAGUUCAAUAUUUACUUUUUAAUAAAUUUCAAAUGAUUCAUUGAGUCAGUCAACCAUAUUGCUGUACCUUCCCGGCCAUAUUGCCGGACCAAACCCCAAACUUCAAGAGUAAGACAAUACAUUAGGGGGAGCUAACCCCUAAGCAAGUCUCUACCAUAGGCAACACGCCUUACUUCGCUGCCUAUAGUUAAGUACGCAUACCCCCGCGGUGGCUCAUAAUGCCCCCACAAACCACGAGUAAAAUCUUUCCACCAAUCGACGUCAUACUACGUCUACUUUAAAGUUAGUGAGGUCAUACUACCUCUACUCAUUGAGUUAUUGAAAUCAUAUCUCUUGAUUAAGAAAGCAUAACAUCAUCUUCAUACUUUAUUCAAUAUAUUAUGAUUAUUAUUAUUAGUCCUUUAUAACAACUAAUCCACGAUGUACAAAGUUUUACUGCGUGUACGUACCUUAAGAUAGCAAAUGCAAAUCUUAAAUGAACCUAUCAACUUCCCGGCACGAAUCGGCUUCCUAUAUGAUUCAAUCGUACAUACGAGAAUAAGCAUAUAUUCACACUUUCUCAAACCACAAUCAAGGCGCACACACACACACAUCUAGCAUCAAGCCACACUUGCAAACAAUUCAUGAUCACACAACAUACUUCAUCACAACAUAACAUUAAAUAAAAUUCAGAUUUAGUAUUCUGUCCAAAAUAGUAUGUUAACACUGCCAAACUGAAAUUCUGACUUCACCGUUGCGUCCGGAAGGCGUCAAAACACCCGGGUACCAAUUUUCAUAAUCAUAAUGUACUCUAAGUAUUUUUAACCUAUUUUCAAGCCAAAAAGUGCUCUAAAAACAUAUUUGUUUACCAUUUUCCUAAUCCGACGGGAUUCACCAAAAUUCAUCAACAAAUGAAUUCCAAAUGGUACAUUGCCUAUUAAAUAUCAAUGACCAAAUUUAUAUAAUUCUUAUGAACCAUCUUUGAGAUUAAAUUCAUUGUUCAACAAUAAUUUCUUUAUACAUAUUUGUAUAUUUUUUUUUUCUCUAGCAAAAUUAUAAAUUUCUCAUAUUAGCCAAUAAAAUAAAUAACUUUUCCACCAAAUAUAAAAAAACCACACAGUUUUUUACAUGAACAUUCAUAUUUAUACAUAAAUUUCAAAAUCACCCAUCACACAAACUAAUCAUAUUCUUCACAUAUAUGCAUAUCUAAAAACCCUAAAAAGAAACAUUCUUCAUCAAUUUAGAUAGAAAAAUACAUCCCAAAAUCAUACAUGAAAUUUUAAAUUCAUAAAUUAAACAUGAAUUAUAAGAUAAAACAUAUAAUAAUCAUAGAAUUUUAAAUUAAAACUUAAGAAUCAACAUAGAUUAAGAAUUACACUUACAAUUGUAAAGGAAAACAACAAAUAACGAAGGGUAAUGGAGUUAGGAAUGUGGAUUAGGAGGAAUUUUGAGAGGAUAUGUUUUUUUUUUUUUUGUCCUUGGAAACUUUAUAAAAUGAAAGGAUGUCAAAAUGAAAAUGAUUAAGGAAUUAAGAAGGGUUAAUUAUAUGGGAUUAAUGCCUUGAUCUUUCAUUACUCUAAGGGAGUUACAAACUCCACCAAGAGUCCUAUAGGGCCGGCCACUUUCCCUCCUAUUUUCUUUUUUUUUUUUUAUAUUUUUUUUUUUGAAAAUAAAAUAUGGUUAAGGAAAAGUUUGGGCCCAAAUAAUUCUAAUUGCCAAAAAGGAUUGCAAAUCUCAUGACCAAGCCCAAUAAUAAAUAAAAUAUAUAUAUCGAAAUAAUAUUAGUAGUGAAUUAUUAAAUAUAUCGAGGAAAAAAUAUCGGGAAAAUAUCGGGGUGUUACAAACUACCCCCCUUAAAAAGGUUUUGACCCCAAAACCACACUUAUCAUAACGCAUAACUACAAAACAAGUAAAACGAAGUUAAUCACUAUACACACAUACACAAAGCAACCCAAAACAUAAAUCGCGCGAAUAUCCUAUCGCUUUCUACCCCACUUAACGAAGUUACGUCCCCGUAACUUACUAACCUGAGAGAAAAGGUGAGGAUACUCACUAGUGGAAAAAAUCUCAUUUGCUGCGGGUUUUUGGCCAUUAUUUGCUGCGGUUUUGGGCCCAAGCAAUAGUGAUAGCAGCAAAUGGCUUAUUUUAAAUGCUGCGGUUUAAAACCGCAGCAAAUAAAGAGGAGUAUUUGCUGCAGUUAUGGGUUGACCGCAGCAAAUAGUUGGUAUUUCUUUUUUUUUUUUCCCUUUGUCGAUUACUACUAAUAAUAAUCCAAAAAUAAUGCACAAUGUAAUAAACAAUGAUUAAUCCAAUAAUCCAAUGAUAAUCACAAAUAAUCACCAAUAAUCUAUUUAUAAUAAUAAACUCUCGAUCGUAUGUAUAAUAUAAUAUUAUGUACGUACAUAU
Messenger RNA from Amaranthus tricolor (Joseph's coat), 7818 nucleotides. RefSeq lists its product as uncharacterized. The transcript has 2 exons. Lineage: Eukaryota; Viridiplantae; Streptophyta; Magnoliopsida; Caryophyllales; Amaranthaceae. The record is from RefSeq and is a predicted model, not a curated record. The coding region runs from base 2935 to 3720 and encodes 261 amino acids.